Rhinichthys klamathensis goyatoka is the source of this 1123-nucleotide messenger RNA. RefSeq names its product claudin 7a (gene cldn7a). NCBI's taxonomy places the organism in Eukaryota, Metazoa, Chordata, Actinopteri, Cypriniformes, Leuciscidae. The coding region runs from base 150 to 791 and encodes 213 amino acids. The record is from RefSeq and is a predicted model, not a curated record. Gene Ontology annotation, molecular function: structural molecule activity. Gene Ontology annotation, cellular component: plasma membrane; bicellular tight junction. The transcript is spliced from 4 exons. Gene Ontology annotation, biological process: cell adhesion; bicellular tight junction assembly.
AGAGUUGAGUAGCCUACUUUCCCCUCAUCAGUUUGAGUUUACUCGGUUCCUCAGAGAGACAGUUACAGGUGCGGGACAGGAGACAGGAGUAUCCGAGUCAGUCGAGUGUAUUGCUAACUGUUGCUCAGCUUGCCAUUUAAGUGACAACUAUGGCAAACUCGGGCGUUCAGUUGCUGGGGUUUGGUCUGUCUCUGGUGGGCAUCAUCGGGCUGAUCGUGGGCACCGUCCUGCCGCAGUGGAAGAUGUCCGCGUAUGUGGGGGACAGUAUCAUCACGGCGGUCGCCACUUACCAGGGGCUGUGGAUGUCCUGCGCGUUUCAGAGCACCGGGCAGCUUCAGUGCAAAAUAUACGACUCCAUUCUACAACUAGACAGUGAUCUUCAAGCGACCCGCGCCCUGAUGAUCGUGGGCAUCAUCGUGUCCAUCAGCGGCCUCGGCGUCGCCUGCAUGGGCAUGAAGUGCACCACCUGUGGAGCGGAUGAUAAAGUGCGCAAGUCUCGCACGGCCGUGACGGGAGGCAUCAUACUGCUAGUGGGAGCCCUGUGCGCAGUGGUCGCCUGCUCCUGGUUCGCCCACAACGUGAUCCGAGCUUUCUACAACCCCUUCACUCCAGUCAACACCAAGUUUGAGUUUGGAGCCGCCAUUUUCAUAGCGUGGGGCGGCUCAUUUCUCGAUGUUCUCGGCGGAGCCAUGCUGGCCGCCUCCUGCACUCGAAGCAAACAAGUGUCCAAAUAUCCCCAAAGCAACUGCGCACGCACUGCCAGCAACAGCAGCAACAAAGAGUACGUGUGAGCAACACACACACACACUGAGACGCUUCAGAAGCUCAAGAGUUGCUCAAACUGAGAAGCAAAGCCGUUUACAAUAAUGUCCCAUAAUAAAAAAUAAAAAAGGCAAUCAGUUGUCCAGAAGUUCAAAUAAAAAAUAGAUAAUAUAUUUUGUUUUCUCUAUGAGAAGAGAGAGGAAAUGUCUGGAUGGUGGAUCAUAACUGUUGUCCACUAGGGAGCGCUGUAACACACACACUGAGCUGGUGUGAGUCGCCCAAAAUGGAGGGAGAUUUUCAAGAUUUGCUUGUUUUGUGGAGUAUUUAUCCUAUAGCAGCUGAAAUGCUAACAUUAUUAAUA